Messenger RNA from Mangifera indica (mango), 1170 nucleotides. RefSeq names its product AP2-like ethylene-responsive transcription factor At1g16060. The coding region runs from base 1 to 1170 and encodes 389 amino acids. The record is from RefSeq and is a predicted model, not a curated record. NCBI's taxonomy places the organism in Eukaryota, Viridiplantae, Streptophyta, Magnoliopsida, Sapindales, Anacardiaceae. Gene Ontology annotation, molecular function: DNA-binding transcription factor activity; DNA binding. The transcript is spliced from 8 exons. Gene Ontology annotation, biological process: regulation of DNA-templated transcription.
AUGGCCAAGUUGUCACAGCAAAGCCAGAAAAACAAUGACAACGUCAAUGGUGACAGUAAUAAUAAUACGACUCUUACAGCUAAAAAUGGCGUGAACAAGGUGAAAAGAACAAGAAGAAGUGUUCCUAGAGACUCUCCUCCUCAACGAAGCUCCAUUUACAGAGGGGUCACUAGGCACCGGUGGACAGGAAGAUAUGAAGCUCAUUUGUGGGACAAGAACUGCUGGAAUGAAUCACAAAAUAAGAAAGGAAGACAAGUCUAUCUUGGUGCUUAUGAUGAUGAAGCAGCUGCUGCUCAUGCAUAUGAUUUAGCAGCUCUCAAGUAUUGGGGCCAAGACACCAUUCUUAACUUCCCUCUAUCAACGUACCAAAAAGAACUGAAAGAAAUGGAGGGUCAGUCCAGAGAAGAGUACAUCGGAUCAUUGAGAAGGAAAAGCAGUGGCUUUUCCAGAGGAGUUUCUAAAUAUAGAGGCGUUGCAAGACAUCAUCACAAUGGGAGAUGGGAAGCUCGGAUUGGAAGAGUGUUUGGCAACAAGUACCUUUAUCUUGGGACAUACGCAACCCAAGAAGAAGCCGCCACUGCAUAUGAUAUGGCUGCCAUUGAGUACCGUGGCUUAAACGCUGUCACAAACUUUGACCUCAGUCGUUACGUCAAGUGGCUGAAACCCCAUCAUCACGCCAGCAGCUACGUUAAUCCCAAUCAUGAUCUUGUAAACCCUAAUAAUAUUCUGCAGGACACAAGCUCAAUAUCGUCUACUCUUGAUGGAAGUUCUUCAAAUCAUCACCAUGACUUCAAUUUAAGCUUCUUCAAUAACAACCAACAAAGUGCAGGAGCGACCAGUGCCAAUACUGAAACCCCCACCUCGCAGCCGGUUCGACCGGUGACUGCCACGUCAGCACUAGGGCUUCUCCUUCAGUCAUCAAAGUUCAAGGAGAUGAUGGAGAUGACUACUACUACUAUUACUACUGCAUCUUCUGAAGCUGAUCAUUGUUAUCAAUCAACGUCGGCAUUGAUGGAGCCAGACCCACUUCAGUGUAGCUUCCCGGAAGACAUUCAGACGUAUUUUGGCUGUCAAGAUUCUAGCAGUUAUGACGAAGGAGAAGAUGAAGGACUCUUUGGCGAGCUCAACUCGCUCGUCCCACCUAUUUUUCAGAGUGAUUUCGAUGCUUAG